AUGUUCAACAAAAAUUAUUGUUUCGUUUUUCUUUGCGGUUAUUUAACAUUUUGCGAUGCUGCCUUUGUGGAGACGUUAGGCAAAUGUCAGCCCGAAGAUUGGGAUUGCCUUAAGAAAGUUAUAAAGAGCGUGCUCGAGGGUAUAGCUACCACAGGUAUCCCAGAAUACGAUAUACCACCCAUUGAUCCAUUCAAACUGACCAAUCUAAAGCUUAACUUCAUGGACAUGGCGGAACUGACUGUCAAAGAAGGAGUCAUCAAGGGUCUUAAGAAUUGCGAAGUUACUGAUGCAAAGUUACACAUGGACAAGGGAACUGGCGUAUUAAAACUAUUAUGCGACCUAUCUGCGAAGGGUAAAUAUGAAGUGACUGGGUCUGGCACAGCCUUAAAAGACCUAUUCGGACCCGGCGCUUUAAAGGGCAGCGGAAACGCUAAGCUUAAAAUUGAUAAAAUUUUGAUUACUUACAAAAUUAAAUUCGAAGUGGUGAAACGUGAUGGAAAGAUUUACCUGACCCACGAAAAGGAUUCGACCUCAUACGAUUUUGAUUUACAAGGGCCCAGUCACCUCACGAUCGACCAAUUAUACAUUGGUGACGUAGAAGCAAGUAAAUUAAUCAUGGACUACUACAAUCAAAAUUACAAAACAAUAUGGCAAUCUUUUGGAAAAUCAACGUUAGUAACGGCAACUGAUAUAGCGUAUGAGAUGCUAUAUAAAUUCUUUGGAAAUGUUGAAGCUGAAAAGUAUCUAGCGGGGGAUCUCAGCAAAUAUGUUAAGAAUUAA
Messenger RNA from Pieris macdunnoughi, 780 nucleotides. Lineage: Eukaryota; Metazoa; Arthropoda; Insecta; Lepidoptera; Pieridae. The record is from the annotation of a GenBank genome assembly.